UUGCAGUGUUUGUAAACUGGGAACAGACAAAGAAACCCUCUCCUUCUGCCACGUUUGUUUUGAGCUAAAUAUUGAGGAACUUCCAGCUGGAGAAGAGGCACCUGCAAAAUCUAGUCCGAUCAACCAACCCGGGUACAUUGGGUAAAAGAAGCUUCUUGGAGUAAGAACUGGACAGGAGAUGGGGUGACCUGACAGUGCCGUGGGAGAGGUGAUCUGCGGGUGAAGCGAGUUGGGGUGCUGUACUGCUAGAUUUUACGGCAGAAGAAAAGCCAUCGAGAUGGACGGCAAAACAUUUGGGAUGGGAGUACCAAAAUCAAAUCUCCUGCACACCAAAUCAUUAAGGGGCCAUAAAGACUGCUUUGAAAAAUACCAUUUGAUUGCAAAUCAGGAUUGUCCUCGAUCUAAACUUUCAAAAAGUACUUAUGAAGAAGUUAAAACCAUUUUGAGUAAGAAGAUAAACUGGAUUAUACAGUAUGCACAAAAUAAGGAUCUGUAUUCUGAUUCUGAAUGUUCUAAAAAUCCCCAGCAUCACUUGUUAAAUUUCAGGCAUAAGCCAGAUAAGAAGUUACUCCCACAGUUUGACUCCCAAGUUCCAAAGUAUUCUGCGAAGUGGAUAGAUGGAAGUACAGGCGGGCCCUCAAACGGUUCACAAAGAAUAUUGGAGCAGAGGGGAAAUACAGACUUUGAGCUUGCAAUGUUGCAAGAUUCAGGUGCCACUCUAUGCCACAACAGUGUAUUGUGGCCUCACAGUCACAACCAGGCACAGAAAAAAGAAGAGAUAAUCUCUAAUCCGGAGGCCGAUGUCCGGACCCAGCAUCCACGGUACAGCAGAGAGGAAUUGAAUUCGAUGACUCUUGGUGAGGUAAAGCAACUGAAAGCAAAGCUCCGACAGGAAAUACAGGAAGUUUUUGAAGAGUUGACGCAUCAAGUUCAAGAAAAAGAUUCUUUGGCCUCAGAGCUCCAUGUCCGCCACGUUGCCAUUGAACAGCUUCUCAAGAACUGUUCCAAGUUACCGUGUCUGCAAGUGGGGCGAACAGGAAUGAAGUCACACCUACCCAUGAACAACUGAACUAAACUUACACUUACUUCCUUUGCCCUCAUGCCCCUACCAUUUAUUGGGCUGCUAGGCAUGCCAACUUUGAAGACGUUGAAGAAAGUUACAGUCCAUUUCUUUAUGGUCAUUAAAUUUGCAAAGCUGAAGGCAGUAUUUAACAUCUUUGUCAAAUAAAGCAGAUCAUUACACUCUUAGUCUUCUAGGAUUAAUCAUUAUGGUUUGUUUUGGGAAUUUUUCUUCCCUUAAUUACUAAAUGGCCCCGCUUAAUUUACCACAUGUGACUGUUGUUACAGUGUGAUUUUAUUAAACAUAUUUUUAAUGUAAUUCACCUAUCAAGACAAUAGAAAAUUUUUAAAAAACUCUUUAGAUUAGUCUGAACUACUAAAGAUAAUUUUAAGAGGGAAAUGGAAUUCAUAAUACACCUCUUAUUUAUUAUGAGCAAUAUUUUAAUAUGAAAAUUUUAUAUAUAAAAAUGCUAUUUUAGGUACCUUUCCAUUCUCUUUAUAAAUGUGUAUUUGAAUGCCACUGUAUAUUAUAUUUACACUUUCCUGUGUCAGUAUGUUCAUCCAUAUUUCAUAUCACUGUAUUUUAUUCUCUUAAUACACUCUUUUUACUAUUACCUUGUUAUCCAAAGAUAAAUGUAUUUUGGAGUAGAAAUCUAUCUAGUUGAAUUGUUUUGACUUCUGAUAAAUCUAUGAAAGAGGAAUUAAUAACUUUUUAAAGCAAGUAUCCAAGAAAAAAAAAAGAACAUUAUUUUUUGCUAACAAAAGCAGUUCUGAGUUAGUUAAGAAGGAAAAUGCUAAUCUAGUUUUCAUAUGUCACCUUGUCUCCAUAGAAGUAAAAGCCUCUCUACUUCAUUAUUAUUUCCAUUCUAAUGACUUUGAUGUGUUAGAAUUUGGACAGAGUAAGUCAAGCCUCACUUCCAGGUCAAAUGUAGUAUCUGUCAAAUUGAAUGUGCUGCAAGAUUGUUGUCCCAUCUUUAUAAAAAGCUUCAAAUUCUUCUGUUUGCCACUGCAGAUACAGUUCAAGAAUCCUUAAACUGUCCACAUUCUCUUAGCAGCAUCACUGAAAUUAGUGCCCAAAGAAAACAUUGUGAGAUUUUUUUUUCUAAACUUUAGAAUUUAAAGGAGAAGAGAAGACUGCUUGACACAGAAAAAUAAAACUGAUUCAAAAAAAAAAUAAGCCCAUUUCGAAGGGAUAUUCUUGUAAAUUGCCUGUGAUGUUUCCAAAGAAUUCUGAACUAGUUGGUCAUCUCAAACAGCUAGAUAUGUUUUUUAACAGUGUAUUAUGUAGUAAAAGCUAUAACCAGUGCAGAAUUAAAAUGGGCUCUAAAUUCUGUUUUUAGUUGGUGCUUAGAAUGUAUUUAUGAGGUAAGAUUUUUGCUUGAAAGAAUCUGCAGAAAAGCCCAUUAGCUUGGCAGCUUCAUGCAUAAAGAUACGAAUGACUUCUAUCUUAAAUCUGGCAGCCUGCCCUGGCUUGGGUCAGAUUUUAGUCUUGAACACAAACAGUAUUUGACUAAGCAAAGAAACGCCUCAAUCUAGUAGAAAACAACUUUUUGUAAUGAUAAGAUGUGUUAAAUUUGCCUCAAAGUAUUAAUUGAUAUCACAGUUGAUUUUGCUUUGUUUUGUUUUAAGUAUGAUGUAACUGUUUUUGGAGCUUUUGAAAAAUGUUUUCAAUUUUUCUCGAUUCUUUUGAGUCAUCCAAAAUGAAUUUAAGAUCCAGGGAGUGGGGAUACAUUGCCUUAGUUUUGAUAAGCUUUAAACUGAAUGUGUGCAAUAUCAAAAUCUUUAUAAUUUUACAAGUUGAAUAAAGACAUUUCCUGAUGAUGCCAGUAAAGUGCUUAGUUGUUAGGUCACAUUUUUUUAAUUUGACUUUACUCUUAUUUGGCAUAAUUCAUCAAGAAUGUUACAAGCCAGUGUGCUUGCACACGUUUGUGCUUCUACUUCUGUCACUUAGGGACAGCCGUCCAAGUUUGGGAUGUGUUGCACUUGAUACCAGUAGUAGCAUAUUUCCAGAGUAUGAGCCAUAUGGGGCAGUCCUAAAUGCAACAGUGUUAAUCCAAAGAAAAGUGUUUGCUUUGUUUCUGGCAAAUAUGUAGCUUUACUAAUUGAGUUUGGAACAAUUGGGUGGGAUUGUGCAUGUACUUAUGGUCUUAAUUGGAGAGUCUGGUUAUUCCAUUUAGAUAUUUCUACCUAAGCUCUUCAAAGGAAAGGUGCUGUUAAAAAAAAAAAAAAAUCUGUGGUGCUGGUACUCACAUUAGUAUUUUAUUUGGAUGAAUAUGGCAGUAAAAGAAUUUUUUUCUUGAAAGAUUUUGUACAGCAGCUUAUCCACAUAUUUGGUAAACUGAUUCCUGGGUUAGUUUUCUUUCUUUCUUUCUUUCUUUUUUUUUUUUAAGAUUUUAUUUAUUUAUUUGA
Neogale vison (American mink) is the source of this 3468-nucleotide messenger RNA. It is a transcript of the gene C6H21orf91, whose product is annotated as chromosome 6 C21orf91 homolog. The coding region runs from base 278 to 1069 and encodes 263 amino acids. The record is from RefSeq and is a predicted model, not a curated record. NCBI's taxonomy places the organism in Eukaryota, Metazoa, Chordata, Mammalia, Carnivora, Mustelidae. The transcript is spliced from 5 exons.